AUGUGCUAUUUUAAGCGAAAAAGUGUCUGCGAGUCAACCACAUCAACGUUAAGUUUUGUUAUUAUGSAGCAUUCAAACAUAUCGCAAGAUCCACAUUGUUCUAAGAGAGCCUCAUCUGGAACUUUUAAAACCCGAAAUGAGCUAAUACUACAGUGGCUGGAGAAAGAGAGUGAGCAUGAGUUCAGCGAUAUGGAUGAUGAAUGCAAUGACCCCAAUUUUCAACCAGAAACGGCACUUUUAGAUAAUGAUGAAGACAAUGAAGAACAACAUGCGACUACCUCUGAGACACAAAAUAUUUGUGAAGAAGUGAAUCAACACCCAACAAGCGACUACUACAAAGGUAAGAAAGGAUUUAUGUGGAGUGCAAGAGAGCGRCCAAAAACAUCUAGAACAGCAUCCCAUAACAUCGUUAGAUUACCAGGUYGCCUGCAAACUUCUACCUUUGAAGGAUAUUUACAGCUUUGGUCCAAAAUUUUUGACGAAUCCAUGUUGGAAUGUUUAGUACAAUAUACUAAUCAAAAACUCUGUAAUUACCGAGCUAAAUUUAAUAAUACUACRAAGGUGGAACUUAUGGAUACAUAUGUAACGGAAAUGAAAGCAUUCAUUGGCCUACUGUACUACACUUCAGUUUUUAAAUGUAAUGACGCAGAUCUUCGCACAAUAUUCGCAACCGAUGGCAGUGGYCGUGAAAUAUUUCGUUGUGGGAUGYCAAAUUUUCGUUUUUCUUCUUUGGUAAACUGCCUUAGGUUUGACGAUUCAACUACCAGGGCGGAGCGUCUCAAAGAAGAUCAACUUGCACCAAUUUCAAAUUUCUUCAACAAAUUUAUCCUAAACAGUCAAUUUCAAUAUACACCCGGACCAUACCUUUGCAUCGAUGAAAUGUUACUGCCGUUUAAAGGUCGCUGCAAGUUUAAAAUUUACAUGCCUCAGAAACCAGCACAGUAUGGCAUUAAAAUAAUGUUGUUAGUCGAUGCUCGCACAUACUACAUUUACAAUGCGUAUAUUUAUCAUGGUAAAAAUUCUGACGGCAUAGGGUUAAAUGAACAGGAAAGGAAAUUGGCAGCACCAACUCAGUCUGUAUUAAGACUUGUGAAGGUUGUCGAAAACUCAAACCGGAACAUUACGGCUGACAAUUGGUUUAGUUCUAUACCACUUAUGGAAGCUCUGCUGAAAAAGGGAUUGACUUAUUUAGGAACUCUAAAAAAAAUAAAGUUGAGAUACCAUCUUCUUUCUUACCGUGCAAAACUAGAGAAGUCGGGAAUUCAAUAUAUGGCUUUACGAAAGAAUGUACCCUAUUAUCAUAUGCACCGAAAAAAAUAAAGCUGUUUUGUUGAUUUCGUCUUCUCAUCAUUGUCAGGAAAUAGAUACUGAUACAAAAAAACCUGUUAUGAUAGCAGAUUACAACCAUACAAAAGGAGGAGUGGACAAAAUUGAUAAAAAGUGUUCGAUAUACUCAUGCAGUCGAAAAACUCGUCGAUGGCCUAUGGCAGUAUUUCAAAGAGUACUAGAUAUGGUUGGUGGGAACACCUUUGUCUUAUAUCAAAUGUGUACUGACAGUGAUGUAAAAAUGAGAAGAAAAACUUUUAUGCUCAAUCUGGCGAGAGAAUUGGGGCUAGACCAUAUGAAAUUCCGGGUGUACAAUGAAAGGUUGCCACGAGAACUAAGAAUGAUGCUCACUAGGGUUUUUGGCCUAGAUCUACCCCCUCCUCCACCAAUUAUUCAAUCUAAUCCACCAAGUGGAAGAAAAUUGUGUUCAAUUUGUCCCCAAAAAAUAAAAAGGGUAACAAGGUAUUGCUGUUGUGAUUGCUUAAAGCCAAUUUGCCUCCAGUGAUCCAAGCCUCUUUGUGAAACCUGCCAGGAAAAGUUGUAGGUUUUAUACAUAUAUAUAUAUAUACAUAUGAUCUCAAGUCUUAAGACUGUUUAACUUAAGUGCA
Molecule: messenger RNA, 1934 nt
Organism: Bactrocera latifrons
Lineage: Eukaryota; Metazoa; Arthropoda; Insecta; Diptera; Tephritidae
Product: piggyBac transposable element-derived protein 4-like
Exons: 2
Coding region: 1-1320 (439 amino acids)
Source: RefSeq, a predicted model, not a curated record